Chelonus insularis is the source of this 5151-nucleotide messenger RNA. Its product is annotated as zinc finger protein 236-like. Gene Ontology annotation, biological process: regulation of transcription by RNA polymerase II. Bases 274 to 4980 code for a protein of 1568 amino acids. Gene Ontology annotation, molecular function: chromatin insulator sequence binding. The record is from RefSeq and is a predicted model, not a curated record. NCBI's taxonomy places the organism in Eukaryota, Metazoa, Arthropoda, Insecta, Hymenoptera, Braconidae. The transcript has 2 exons. Gene Ontology annotation, cellular component: chromosome.
UACAGCUGUGUGGUCGCGUAUAAUGUAUAUAGAUCGUGCAAAAAAGCUUGUAAUAUUUUAAAUAUUCACUCUAAAUAAUUGUAUAAAUUUUAUUAGUGUUAUAAUUAUCUUAAUAAUGUUUAUAAAAUAAAAGUGCAACUCAACAAUUUAAUUUAAUAUUCAAUAAUGUUGUGUACCACUUGUUAUCAAGUUAACCUCAAUGGUUUCUUUGCAUAAAAUGAGUUAAUAUAAUGAACAAAUCAUAAAAAUAAUUGAUUUUGUUGAUUAUUAAAUAUGGCUCGAGCAAUUAUAUAUAAUGGACACUCGUCAGUUGUUCCAAUUUUUGACGGUAGCCAAAAUGGAUUUAUUCCUAUAAUAAAAAUCAAAGAAGAGCCAAUUGAUGACGAUAAAAAUGAUGAAGAAAAUGCGAAUUCUAUGGUACGUAAUAUUUCACAUAAUUUACGAUCAAAACAAUCAGCAUCAAAAAAGUUUUGGGAUGAAAAUGAUGAAGGAUCAGAGUUAACUCCAAAAAGACUCACCAGAAGAUCAGCUGCAAUUGAAGCAUCCAAAAGAUUUCUAGAUGAUGGAGUAAAUGCCAAAGGUAUAGAUUAUGAUAAUAAUAGUAAAACAUUAUCAAAAGAAGUAUCACCAUCUAAAACCAUCAACAAUGCCAAUAAAUCUCCAUAUGAUACAUUCAAAUCUCUCUCUCGUCCUAGUUGGGAAUGUGAGAUUUGUUAUGCAAGUUUUUCUGAUCCAUAUUUUUUAAAAAAACACAUAGGUUACUAUACUCCUUCUUCAUUGAGAUGCCGUAAGUGUAAUAAAAUUUUCGGUGAUGUGUAUAAAUUGAUGCAUCAUCGAGAAACUGUUCAUCGUAAUAUUGAUCAAUCAGCCAAUUAUAAAUUUCAAUGUGAUUUUUGUAAACAAUUAUUGAAGACUAAACAAAACAUUCAACAACAUAUUUGUCAUUAUCAUAAAGAUGAAAUUGGAACUACUUCUGGGCAAUCACAUAAUACGAAUCAGACCAAAAACCUAGUUAUGUCACCAUCAACUCGACUGAAUACUUCCGAUUUAUCAAUUAGACAGCAUAGAGCAGUAAAAAGAAAAAGAGCACAAUCUUGUUCUUUUGCGGAGAAUAGACCAAUUAUUCCGGAACAUUCUAUUAAUACUCGAUUGAAUUCAGAAAGGAAGUCUUUACUUGGAAUACCAGCGGAUAGUCAUGAAGACAUAACAUCAUUAUCGGACAAAAGUCAACUCUCAAACAGCAACUCGCCAAAAAAAUUGAUUCCUAAUACAAAGUUCCCAGGUAACUCCUCUUAUCCUCCAUUAGUCCAAAUUUAUGCGAUUCCUAACGAAGUCGAAGCUUUAUUAAGUGAUUGUGAGGAUAUUUCAGCAAAGAGAAUGAAACUUCAAGUUUUAUCUAAUAAAAACAGCGAUAAUGGUACAAAAAUAGAUUACAAUUUAAAUAGGUCUUCUUUUAGUACACCUAUCAAACUAGAAGAUUCAUCGCGCACUUUUGCGCGAACAAUCCAAACACUGAAAGAAAAUUUUAAUUGUUUAGACUGUAGUGUCAAAUUAGAAAAAUUAAAAACUUUACCAGAUCCUUCAAAAGGUGGACUUGAUAAAUUGUUAAAUACAUCGAAAUCACCAGAGAAGUCAUCCAAAAAAUCACCAGAAAAAUUAUUGGAAAAAUUACCUGACAAAUCUCCGGAAAAACCAUUGGAAAAAUCUUCAGAAGAAUCAUUGGAAAAAUCUUCAGAAGAACCAUUAGAAAAAUCUUCAGAAGAACCAUUAGAAAAAUCUUCAGAAGAACCAUUGGAAAAAUCUUCAGAAGAACCAUUGGAAAUAUUAUUCGAUAAAUCUUUGGAAAAACCAUCGGAGAAAUCAGCAAGCGGAAAAGAAUCAUUACCUGUUAAUGGACCAAUACAAACAUCUUCAAUAACAUCAAAUUUAAGAAGUUCUACCCCUACUAUUUGUGGAACAAUUGAAAUUGAAUUAGAAAACCUUGAUAUUGCUCUUAAAAAAUUGAAAACUCCUAAAAGAAUAUCUGAUACUAGGUGUUCUUCAAGCUCCAUUUUUUCAUUGGAUGGUAUUAAUAUGGAACACUCUUAUUCAGCUGCUCCAUCUGUAGUUCCUGCAGAAGAAAAAAAAACAGAAGAGAAUAAUGAAAGUAAACAACCAGCAAAAAUUAAAUCUAUAUAUUUAUCAAGCAUUUGUCGAACUCGCUUUACAACUCAGAAGAAACUAAUUUAUCAUUAUUUAAAUUAUCAUAGUUAUCCUAAUUACAUUUGCGCUGUGUGUAGAACAGAAUGUUCAAGAUUAGGUGAACUCAAAAAACAUUUAGCAGUACAUUGCAUUUCAAUUGUUAAGUCGUUAGAUGAUCGAUCUCCGAUAGACUUAAAAGGUCCCUGCGAAAAUUCAAAGAAGAAAUUUAUAUGCAAAGGUUGUAAAAAAUGUUUCCCUACGCUUACCUGCUUGGAAGAGCAUACUGGACAAUGCUCAAUAUUAGAAGCUAGAAGAGAAAAGAAACGUCAAUCUAGUACUCACGAAACGUCUAUUGUUAAUGAUCAAAAUUCUUCUGAAAACUUAGUGAUAAAUCACAGUGAAGAAAGUCCAGCUCUUUUACAACCCUCCUCAUCAGAAAGCAAAUUAAAAGAGUUUGAAAAUAAUUCAUCAGAAAUGAAUUAUCCAUCACAACCUGCUCCACCUACAUUACCUUUGUCAAUACCUCCUACAAUACCUCCAAAUAUUGACACUCAUAAAGAUUCGAUUAAUAAAUUAGAGCUAACUUUACAAAAUAUGGAAAAAUGGUCUCAAUACACUCACUCAGUAGCUCCGCGACAGAAGCCUAGCACCGUCUAUUUGCAACAUCAAUGUAAAACUUGUUACUCUCGAUUUCAAAGUGAAGAUAAUCUAAAUGAACAUGUGAAAAAAUACGAGCCAAAACACAUGAGUCGAUGUGAAAAAUGUGGAACGUGUUUUCCAUCCAUCGGAUUAUUAUCUGCUCACAAGAAAGCUGCUCAUUCCACUGAUGUAAUGGCUUAUAGAAAGUAUUGUUGUUUCAUUUGUGAUCAAGGAUUUAGCAAAAAGAAAAAUUUACAUCAUCAUACAAUGCAUAUCCAUUGUGCUGAGUUAAUAGUCUAUAAUAAAUCUCCAGAAUUAGAUACAGAAUACGAAAUGACUUGUAAAAUUUGUUAUGUAGCUUUCAAAACUCGAAAACAGUUUAUUGAACAUUCAAUGUAUUAUUACGAUAAUCGUACUGUAACAUGUGAUGUGUGUGGUGAAGAAUUUGAGGGUCAAUAUAAAGCUCAUGCUCAUAUACAACAGGUGCACUUUAAAAAAUUUUACACAUCAUAUACUUAUUCAUGUAAAAAAUGCCAAGAUCGAUUUAAAUAUGAAUCACACUUGCGAUCCCAUAUAUUUCAUGUUCACAAAGAUCAAAUCGUAAAUUCACAAUGUACAAAUCAACAUCAACCUAGGCAAUGCUUUGUAUGCUCGGUUUGUACAGAGUGUUUUUAUACUCCAAAAUUACUGAAAGAACAUAAGAUGGAAUUUUCUAACACAGGACCUUAUGAGUGCAACGAAUGUGAUCGCAAAUGUGAAACUCUACAAUUACUCAAAGAACAUAAAAAAAGAAGUCACUAUGAAAUUAGGCCUCAUUUCAAAAAAUGUUAUCUAUGCAGUGAAUUUGUGUCUCCAAAUUUAUGGCUUGUUCAUUCUAAACAUUUUCAUGAGAACGUACCACCUUUAGAAUUGUAUAUGAGAAAUUAUACUGAAUCAAGAAAAAGUCAAGAGCCUAAUGUUCUUACUACAUAUGGUAAUGACAAAAAUCAGAGUAAUUUUGGUGUCUGGAUUUCUUCAGAACAAUUUUUAGAAAACGUCAUUGAAUAUACUUGUGCUAUUUGUGACAUGAAAUUUAAGUCUGACAAUGAAUUAAAGGAGCAUAGGAAAAUUCAUAAAUAUAAUGAUCCAGAUGUAACAACACCACAACAGAAAGAUGGAUCUGAAAAUCAUGAUCUUGCACCAUUCACUUUUGUCAAUCAAGAAACAUUCGAGCCAGAACCACCAGUGGGAACUUAUGAAAGUGAUGAAGAUACCAAGUAUAAUUUUGCAAUUGCUAAUAUUUGUUCUGUAGAAUUGAAGGAAUAUGAUAGUUUGUACAAUCCUGAUACAACAAAUAAAGAAAUGAAUUCUAUAGGUGAUAAUUGUAAUCAUUGUGAUGCUUGUCAUUACAAUAGGAAAUUAGAAUAUUCUGAUCACACAUACCAAAAACUUAAAAGACAUAAAACAACAUGUAAUGAAACUUUAACUACAAGAAAUGUUAAACAAACGUCACUUCCGAAUGUUCAUCGAGAAUUUCCUGCUUCAAAUCAACCAAAACUUAUUGUGAAGAGUAAAGAAACUGUAGAAGUACCGCAAAAAAUUUCAACAAGCAGUGCACAAUCGAGUUUAGGAAGUGAUCCACAACCUCAGCAGAAAAAACCGUCAGGAACGUGUAAAAUACAAACUACAAUAAAUCAAUACUUCCAAAAAUCUCCAUCUGAAAAAAACAUAUCAGCUUUAUGUGACAUUUGCGGAUUAGCUUUCGAAAAAUCUUCUGCAUUAAUUCAUCAUAAAAACAAUGACCAUCGUAAGAAUGAGUCUUUGCAGAAUUAUCGUCCAACACAAAUCCAAAGCUCUAAUAAUUCCCAAAAUACUAAUACUCCUUUUCCCUUAUCAUUUAAAGAUCCGCUUAUUACUCCAAAAUCUUCUCCUCAAAAAUAUGUAAUUACUAUUCGUGACGAUGAUGAUGAUGAUGAGGAUGAUGAUGAUGAUGAUGAUGAUGAUGAUGAGACAUCUGUUAUUAAUAAUUGUACUGAUAUUUUAACAAGACCUCCAUGUACUGAUAACUUUCAAAAAUCCAGUUCUUUAAGUGGUUCGUCGAUGGAUAAUAAUCAAUUUCAACGAAUAACUUUAGUUGAUAGUGGAAUAUUAUAUUCCUAUCUUCAGAAACCAGUCAAUUAAAAUAUGAUUUUUUUACAUCAAUCAAUUGUUUAUAAAAUUUUCUUUACUUAUUAGAAAAAUUAAUAUUAAAUUUUUCUGCUAAUUUAUUGAUAAAACUUGAAUAGUGACUAAAACUACAAUUGAUUUCAAAAAGUAUUUUUAGUUUAAUACAUAAGUUUAUUAUUUAAUAGA